Molecule: messenger RNA, 750 nt
Organism: Xylona heveae TC161
Lineage: Eukaryota; Fungi; Ascomycota; Xylonomycetes; Xylonales; Xylonaceae
Exons: 3
Coding region: 88-717 (209 amino acids)
Biological process (GO): vacuolar proton-transporting V-type ATPase complex assembly
Cellular component (GO): Vma12-Vma22 assembly complex; extrinsic component of endoplasmic reticulum membrane
Source: RefSeq, a predicted model, not a curated record
UCGCCAAAUGCAGAGCUGCAGUUAACUAGUCCAACGACAUUUCAUCACCCUGGUCAUUUAUCACGGGGUUUUCGGGUCUUGUCAACAAUGAUGACAGAGAUUGUAAAUAAUCAGAGUAUUCCGAUAUCAGCAGGAAAGGCAUUUCAAGAUGGCGAUGAAACAGCGCGGACAUUAGAUGAGCUCCUCAUCCGAUAUCUCAAUCUUCUAGAUCAGUACCAGGCGGUCCAAGCCGAACUGGCGCAGCAGCUUUCCUCGGGCUAUCUCUCCUUGGCGCAGGCCAACAGUUCAACCCAGCAUAAUAUUCGUUACGGGCAGGAUUACUAUGAUGCUCGAAUGCAGGCUCUGCGGACUGUAUCUGUGAAGAAUGAAGCUCAAGAGACUUCAAAAUUCAAGGUAAUAAAGUCGUCAGAAUAUUCGGGAGUCGAUGUGCGGAAAAGCGAACCGGAAAAGACUCGGUCCUCGUUGGAACUCGCAGGUGAUGGAAAUGAGUCGAGGGAGGAAAAGGAGAAGGAGACCGAGUCAAGGCCAAAGACCAAGUCAAACGACCCUUUGCGCUGGUUCGGCAUUCUUGUACCGCCAGCCUUGCGAGCAGCACAAGGUCAUUUUGCGCGAGCUGUGGACGCGUCCGUUCCAGAAAUGGUCAAUAUUAUUCGCGAAAUUGAAAGUUUAGAGACAGAAAUCCAAUCUGUAAGAAAGGCAGCUAAAACGACGAGUUAAAAUAGAUCAUACAUAUUUAUUGGACAAGAGAGC